UUCAAAUCCGGAACUAAAACUGUUUCGCAGUAGUCACUUUUCUGUAUUACAUUUUUCUGCUACAAUUUUAUGUAAUGUUUGUUGUAUUUUAUUAUUACAGUUUGUGAUCGUAUGUAUGUCGAGUCCACCCCGUGUCAAAACUAGAUAUGUCUGUUACAUCGUGUUUGGCUGAAAGAUGGAUUGAGGAGAGUAACACCAUCAUUAAAAAGUGGAAGGAAAAUGAAAAACUUCGCGGGCAACUUCAAGACAUAAAACACUGUUAUGCACAAUGCCUCAAACUGCAUCAGAAAAUUCAAGGUGUGCCUGCCGUCAGACAACAGGUCGAGCUUGAAUUCGCUGUUUCAUACAACACCCUCUUAUUUUCACUGACCAACUCCAAACCAAACGAAGUAAAUGACCGGCUUACUUGUUGUCUAAUAAGAGCAUUAGAGGCUGUUGGUUUUCCGGUGCACUGUUCUGAUCAGGUUACAUUAUGGCAAACUGUGCUCAAGACCUUUAAUGGUAAAGAACAUCAGACCUGCAUCCACAAGCUUCUGUUAAUCCAGUGGGCGAUCUGGCUCUCACAAUGUCAAUUUGAAGGAAUUCUUCAACUGCUACAGAUGAUUAACCCCAAAAUCACACCAUCAGGGGAUCUGCUUGCAGAGAUCCGAAACCUUACCUUUUCAGUAAAAGAUGACACCUCUCUACUGGUUGCUAUGGCAGCUGAGGACCUCAAGGGCCUUUUGCACAUCUGCACUUUUAUCUCCAAAGGACUGGAGAAGAUGAAGACUGGGAAUUACCCGGAGGCCCUACAGGAUUUUCAGGAAGCUGGGACUCUGUCUUCACCCAGAGCUCUUUUGGCCCAUGUCCACACUCUCAUGGGCCUUUGCUAUGCUAAGCUGGGACGACCCCAGAGUGCCCUCCAGUGUUACAGAUUAGCCUUGGAGGUGGACUUCAGCUGUCAGCGGGCACUGUAUCAGAGCGCUCUGGUGUAUAAACAGUUGGGUAACAGUCAUGCUGAAAUAGAGGCUCUGCGUCUGCUUCACUCUGCUACAUUGUUGCACCCUGAGAGAAAUUCACUAAGUGAACCAGUCCCCCUCAUAUCUCCGGAUAUGCUGCUUGGUAGUGAACAGAUGGCUUUUAUUAGCCAAAUACCCUCUCCUGUUCACAUACUUCACAUCCUGGGACAUACAUGUGUUCUCAAUGACAGGAAUUCAGAAGGUGCUGAGUGCUACCUUGACCUUUUGGCUUCUUUACAGUCACACUCCACUCUGCAUAUAUCCACAGAGCAUGGCCUACCUUUUCCAAGAAUUCCUAUGAUUUACCUUGAAGCAGCAUUUGCAAUGUUAAAAGCCAAAAGGUUUUGGGAUGGCCUUGCCAUUUGUGAAGAGGUCAUUGCCAAGACUGCUGACCUCAUCCCUGAGAGAUUAUUUCUAGAGCCACCCAUGGUAACUCACCAGUUAACUGCCCCCAUAGAGCUUUCAGCUAGAAGUUUGGAACCUGAUCCUACAAAGGAGACAUUGGACCGUGUCCUCUGGUCUGGGUCAGCUUACUUCCUUCAAGGCUGGGCAUAUUUGCAGCUCAAAGACACAAAGGCGGCACUAACCAAUUUUACCAGAGCUAUCAAUCAACUAGUGAAAGUAUGUUUUAAACAGAAAAACUGUACAGAGAAAGGUCAAGAGGAGGAAGGAGUCUUCAGCGAUCAAAUGGUGAUGCUGGAGACUCUGAAGGGACAGGCGCUCACUGGCCGAGGCCUGUGUUUUGUAGAGAGAGGCCAGCUAAUGGGGGCCUUGAGAGAUUUCCAGCUCAGUCUUCAGACCUCCCCAGGAUGUAGCAACACAGAAAUGUGGUUGGUUGAGAUUUUGUGGAGGCUAGAUCGCAAGGAGGAAGCAGCAGCUAUGUGGAGACAGAUCAAAAAAUGUACAGAUUCAUCUACGUCAGUAGACCUACCCUUGUAUCUGCAAGCCUGGCAGGAGGUUGCAAAAUAUCAUGGCCACAGCAACCUGCAUAAGAAAAUGGAGGCAUUCAUUCAUAGUUGUGGUACAACAGCCUAGAAGCAUCCAAUACUACUACUACUACUGCUAAUAAUAAUAAUACUUUUGUUGUUGUUGUUUAAGAACCUUGCCCCUUUUCCCCAUUUUUAGGAUGUCCCACAAUUCUCACAUCUGAAUGUACAUGUACACAAAAAAUAAAACAAUUUCAUGAAAUA
Electrophorus electricus (electric eel) is the source of this 2188-nucleotide messenger RNA. RefSeq names its product FA complementation group G (gene fancg). The record is from RefSeq and is a predicted model, not a curated record. Gene Ontology annotation, biological process: interstrand cross-link repair. Lineage: Eukaryota; Metazoa; Chordata; Actinopteri; Gymnotiformes; Gymnotidae. Gene Ontology annotation, cellular component: Fanconi anaemia nuclear complex. Gene Ontology annotation, molecular function: protein binding.